CGGGUGCAGUCGUGCCCGACACGCGAGUGACGAUUAAAAAGUUUAGCUGUCAGUUUGACAGCGCGCCAAAAUUGUGACAUUUGCAUUUGUGAUUAUCAACAAGUUUGUACCGUUUGGAAAAGUGAUGCUGAAGCCACGCGAGAUCAUAAGCAGAGAAAGUUUAUUUUUAUAAUAAUAGCGGAGCCAUAUGCGAAACUAAAGCAGACAUAUGUUAGAAUUUACUACCUCUACUUAGAGACAACUGAAGGCAAUUGAACCUUAACAAAAUGGCCGACUAUGAUAUCACUUGUUACGAUGAUGACGAACUAUUCCAAGACAAAGAUAAUGUAACAGAUUUACAUGCAUAUUACAUGACACAGUUCAAUUUAGAAUUAGAAAAUGGUAAGAAGAGUAAAGACAAUUUUAAAUAUGGCGUCGAAGAGAGUUUCGAUUUUGAAGUUCUUGAUAAUUGGAAUGAUACAGGAAAAGCAGAUUUUGAAAUAAUAGAUGAAGUAUUAGAUAAUAAUAUAAACGAUCAAAAUAUAAAAGAGGUUCUAUUAGAUUUAGAUGGUAUUGAAUUCGAUGAAUAUCAAGAAACAUCAGAAAACAAGAAAGUAGAAAGUAAUUCAAACAGUGGAUAUAUAGACGAUGAAUCUCUUAUAGAUGAAUUGUGCAGAGAGGAAGAGACUUGCAUAUCAACUGAAGAUUUCAAUGAGGAUUAUUUAAAUACGUUAACCAAUGAUAAUCUUCUACCAUCAAUAGAGACGGCAUUUUCGAAGCGUUACUGUAAUUUUAACAACGCUGAUGAAAUCAAUCAAGGAUACAAUGAAACACAAGUACAGACAAACACACCUAUUAUACAUAGCUUAGCGCAGUAUAGUUAUCCAAAUAAUUUAAUAUAUAAUAUAGAAAAUGAGAAGAAAUACAUAUUACCAGAUACACCGACAAGUUGCAAUGAAUUCACUUUUGAUAGAAAUGAAAGGAAAGCGUCUAUAUGCGAUUCCAUAGAAAGCGAUGUUCAAAGUUCAUGUUAUUAUGAUGAAAAUUCAGAAAACUUCGAUGAAGAUGAAUUAUUUAUUAAUUUAGAUGAUUUCGGUCUUAACUUUGAAAAGGAUAACGAAGUUGUUAUACCAAACAAAAGUGUUAUAGACAAUAGAAUAAAUAAUAGAAAUGAGAGAAAGGAUAAGGAAAGGACACAAGGUGAAAGGGUGUGUUUAUGGGAGAACUGCUUGGAGAGAUAUCCUAACCAAAACACAUUGGUUGAACAUAUUGAAAGAGCACAUGUUAAUACGUAUAAAGGCGAUGAAUUUAGUUGCCUAUGGCGGGAAUGUGCACGCGCCCGUCGGCCGUUCAACGCGCGUUAUAAAUUGCUUAUACAUAUGCGCGUUCAUUCAGGACAUAAGCCUAAUCGAUGCCAUCAUCCUGGUUGCGGUAAAGCAUUCUCUCGUUUGGAGAACUUGAAGAUCCACGUGCGCUCCCACACAGGCGAGAGACCAUAUGCCUGCCCUGCGCCACACUGCAGAAAAGCUUUCUCCAACUCUUCAGAUAGAGCCAAGCAUCAGAGGACGCACUUCAAUGCUAGACCUUACGCCUGCGGUGCUGCCGGCUGCGGCAAGAGAUAUACGGAUCCCUCGUCUCUCCGCAAGCACGUCAAGUCUCACCCCCACGUGACCAGCGUGCCCCGUACCUGCAUCCCCCCCUCAAGACCUCUCCGAAGACCGGAACAUGAGCAGAUGGUUCCCAGCUCACCAGCUAAGCUGACCACGCUUAGAUGUAUCAGGGACAAGCUCACAGUACCAAAGUUACAAAAACUUUAAUAUUGAGCUGGUUUGGGCGCCCUGGACAAGAUCGGCGCCCACGGAUUUGGGAGGGUUAGGGUUAAGUGAGACUCUCUUCGCAGAUUUGACGCCCCUUUCUGUAUGUACAGGGUUCUGGUCUGUCGCCUAACCUACUAUAGAUGCAAAACGAAUCAAUUUUUAAUCAAUAUAAUAAGAUUCAAACUUUACGCCAACUGGUCGUUAGCUGCGAAUACAUCAAAAAGUGUGGAUAGCAUUGUACAACUGUUAUAAAAACAACUCCAAUUAAAAUUAGAUUUAUAAGUACCAUGGUUUUUUAUAGAAAAAUGGCGCAAAAAGGUUACUUAUGUAGACUAGUAUUUUUUUUUAAUGAGACUGUAAAUAGCUCAAUAAAAUAAAAUCGCUCAAUCCAAAGACUGUAACAAAACGAUUGGCUCAAAUAUUAUGUAAAUAUUAUUUAAGAUUAAGUUAUUUCUUACAAAUGUGUUUAAAACACAAAACGCUCACCCGGUUGUGGGGUCCAAUUUUAAUUAAUGUACGAUAUUAAGUUUGUUUAAGGCUAUAUUUUUAAUAAC
Molecule: messenger RNA, 2350 nt
Organism: Papilio xuthus (Asian swallowtail)
Lineage: Eukaryota; Metazoa; Arthropoda; Insecta; Lepidoptera; Papilionidae
Product: transcriptional activator cubitus interruptus
Exons: 6
Coding region: 267-1796 (509 amino acids)
Biological process (GO): regulation of transcription by RNA polymerase II
Cellular component (GO): nucleus
Molecular function (GO): RNA polymerase II cis-regulatory region sequence-specific DNA binding; DNA-binding transcription factor activity, RNA polymerase II-specific
Source: RefSeq, a predicted model, not a curated record